AUGAUGAAGGAAGCUGAAUAUGACAAUUUAGAGGAGCGCCUACAAAAUGCCCAACGAGAGCUUCGAAAGUUGAAGAACGACCUGGACAGCACACAUUUUUACAAAAAUUUGACGGAUGAGAAACUCAAGGAAAUGGUCCGCGUUUUUGAACCGACAGCGACGGAGAGUAAUCUUGAAGACCCAAACUUUGAAAUCGUUCUCUACGGAUUCGCCAUGUACAUUCGUUCGGCAAAAGUGAUCGACGAUUCUUCUUACGAAAAGAUGCAGGACAUGAGCCGACCGAUGACGGACUACUGGAUCGCUUCCAGUCACAAUACGUAUCUGUUAGACGACCAGCUGACAGGGCCGAGCAGCACAGAAGCGUACAAAAGUGCCCUGUUAAAAGGUUGCCGCUGCGUCGAACUUGACUGCUGGGACGGAGCUAAUGGACAGCCGAUUAUUUACCACGGUUGGACCAGGACCUCGAAAAUAAGCUUCAAGGACGUGAUCACAACUGUCCGCCAAUACGCCUUCAAAAAAUCGGAGUAUCCAGUCUGCCUUUCGCUCGAAAACCACUGCCACAUUCCCCAGCAGCAAAAGAUGGCCAAAUACAUGGUCGAAAUCCUUGGAGACCUUCUGCUUCGAGCUCCAGUCGAUCCUGAUGAAGAUUGUCUUCCAUCUCCCGAGGCGAUGAAGGGAAAAAUCUGGAUCAAGGGAAAGAAAUUGAAGGAAGCAGCGGGAGAUUCGACGAGGAACAAGGCGGAGAAUGACGAUUUCGUCGUCGACGAUGAAGUUUCAGAAGAAGACGAGGGAGAAGGAUACGCACAAGGGAAGGAUCGAGACAGCCCAGUUGGAAAUGGAAGUGUUCCAGCAGCAGAAGAAGCUGGAAACCAAAAGAAACAGAAAAAGACCAAAAAGAUCAAGCUGCAUAAAGAUCUAUCAGACUUGGUGAUCUACACUCAAUCCCGUCAUUUAACAGACUUCGACGAUGCCCAGCAAAACUCGGACUACCGCCACAUCAGUUCCAUCGACGACAAAGUCUGCUCUUCCUAUGCAAAGAACCAAUCAAAAGCACUUCUGAACCACACUUCCCGACAGCUGAUCCGAAUUUACCCCAACAAAAAGAAAAUAGACUCUUCAAAUUACAAUCCGAUCCCUGUCUGGGCUUACGGAUGCCAAAUCGUGGCGCUGAACUACCAAACUGCCUGUGAAGAAAUGCUGAUCAACCAAGCUCGCUUCAAACAAAACCAGGGCGCCGGCUAUGUCCUCAAGCCCGAGUUCUUGCGAGAAGAUGCUCUCCACAACAAUAAUUUUGACAUCAACGAUAACUCAACUUUCCCCCGCUCCCAGCCCUUUUCAUACAAAAUCAAGAUCAUCUCAGGCUGCCAGUUGCCAAAGCCGAAGCAGUACAACAAAGGAGAGGUGGUCGAUCCUUACGUUAAAAUCCGCGUAGUUGGUCCUCCAGUCGACGACAGUCCGAAGAACUCAAGGACGACCAAAUUCAUCGACAACAACGGCUUCAGUCCUUGCUGGAAUGAAGAAUUCACCUUGACAACUUGGACAAAGAUGUCGGAACAAAGGACGACAAACUGGCAAAUUCGUACCUUCCAAUGGACAGCAUCGUCCCCGGCUACCGGCAAAUCCCGCUUUUCGACAAAGAAGGCGGCAGUCUCUACCCAGCCACUCUUUUCUUCCACAUUGAAAUAA
Oikopleura dioica is the source of this 1686-nucleotide messenger RNA. NCBI's taxonomy places the organism in Eukaryota, Metazoa, Chordata, Appendicularia, Copelata, Oikopleuridae. The record is from the annotation of a GenBank genome assembly.